AUGUUCAGCCAGAUACAGCAGGUUUCCGAGCAGGACACCCGCCUCGCACAGCACGUCGACACUGAGAUGGAGAGGUUGGAAGGCAUGCUGCACGGCCCAGCGCCGUCUGUUGAGUCCGAUCUCCAGAAGAUUUUCCAGGAUAUGGAGGACUUCAAGGGCAAGCUGCACGUCCUGAACCAGGUUCAGAUGCGACCAGAACGAUUUCAAUGA
Molecule: messenger RNA, 210 nt
Organism: Prorocentrum cordatum
Lineage: Eukaryota; Dinophyceae; Prorocentrales; Prorocentraceae
Source: the annotation of a GenBank genome assembly